GGCCGCCCCGUCACCCCCACCGACCUCUCCAAACUCGGCAUCAUCUGCCACAACUACCCUUCCCUCGACUCUGUAAACGAGCUGGCCUCCUCCCACAACUACAAGAACCGCGACGAAGUCACAAUCUCNCCCACCACCCUCCCCAACUACGAAGAAAAGGUCAAAAUCUUUUUCCACGAGCACUUGCAUGAAGAUGAGGAAAUCAGAUAUAUCCUGGAUGGAGCGGGUUACUUUGACGUCAGAAGCGAGGGCGACGAUUGGAUUCGUCUGAGGCUGGAGAAGGGAGAUUUGGCCAUCAUGCCUGCGGGAAUCUACCAUCGUUUUACUACUGAUGACAAGAAUGAAUGCAGNUACACCAAGGCCAUGAGACUGUUCAAGGACGAGCCCAAGUGGACGCCGCUGCAGCGUGGUGCCGAGACCGACGAGAACAACUUCAGAAAGGAAUACCUGAAGAGCCGCCAAGAGGGUACUAUACUCUCUUCC
This is a messenger RNA of Aureobasidium uvarum, 483 nucleotides long. The record is from the annotation of a GenBank genome assembly. NCBI's taxonomy places the organism in Eukaryota, Fungi, Ascomycota, Dothideomycetes, Dothideales, Saccotheciaceae.